AUGUCAGAGAAACACACCCGGCCCACCCCGCAUCCGACGGAGCGUUCCCGCCGCCCGCGCGCCCUCAGCGCUCGGGAGAACAUCCGAAACUGCCUGCACACGCUCAGCGCUCGGGAGGACAUCGUGGAGCGCCCGCGCACCCUAAGCUCUUCCGGAGACGUCGAGAACUGCCCACGCAUUUUCAGCCUUCGUGGAGACGUCGAAAACCGCCCACGCACCCUCAGCGCGGCAGAGAAGGCGCGUCUCCUGACGCAAAUGGCCGCGGGACUGCCGGGAGCUGCGGUGUGGGCUGGUGAUGAGCCGAAGGGGCUGUCUGAAGCCUCUCUUACUACGGCGACCGCGCUUGCGACUGAUCCCCUCAGCCUGGCGACGGGCGACAUGGGGGUGAAACCGACGAAGAUCCUUCGUCCCCCGCGCGUCUUCAGGUCCGACGGCGAACUUCCCUCGCCGCUCGCGCCGCCCGCCCCGCCAUCCGCCUCUGCGCACAGCGCAUACUCGGAACACUCGGAUGUGCCAGCCAUCGCCUUUCCGCGCCACGACCAGCCCUCCGUUCUAACCACGGCCGUUGACGCUCAUAAAGGUGGACUGGAUGAGCCACUUGAAGCGCCGCAGGCGGACCCGGAAGCACACAUCCGCCACCGCCUCGAGACAUUCCGCCGCACGGUGGCUGCCGACAUGGCCGUUGAUCUGGGGCACUACGCCGACUCCGCGAGCCUUGAAGACAUCGUGAUGGUCAUGGGAGAGAUCGGGGAGAGCGCGGCGCCUCUCCUUACGCUCCCUGCGGACAUUGCCAAAUACCACGGAUCGGCUUCGCAGCACUCCCUCGACGCGUCUCCGACCGUCCCAAGCCCCCGUGACAGCCCGCCACUCCAGGAAAGCCUGACAUCCCCGUGCACCUCCAGCACGACUGUCGCCGGCACCUCCCCACCCCAGGUUUCGUCAUCAUCCGCCAGGCCGGUCACAACAACCCCUGUCAUCCCGGACACCCCGGACAUACAAGACCUCAGCGUGGGUGACUCCACGCUCAACAGCGCGUCCAGCCCGAAGCUCGCCGUGGCUGAUAAGAUUGACUCCUCUGAGAGCGAGAAAGACCCCGAGGCCACCGGGGUACAGCCUCUCCUCCGCCAGUCCAACCACAAGCUCAGCUGGCAUAAGCGCAUCACGCGUGCACUGAACCCGGACAUAUGGAUUUCGAGCUUGACAUACGAUGUGGCCGUCGCGCUCGUCCUUUUCCCUCGCCUGAGUGUAUGGGACGAUUUCUGGAGUCUUACGGCCCAUACCGCCGUAGUAAUCUCGCUCUGGCUGAGCGCGGGCGCCGAGCUCCCCACCCUUGUGCUCCUCGCCCCACUUCUCCUCGUCGCACUCGGCGAGUGCAGCCUCCCCGCGUUUGUCGAUGGCACCGCGCUGCCUUUCCAGCUCGUCGCCGCCAGCGUGGCGGUCCACCACGCGAUCCUGUUUGCGGCCCACAGCAUCGGCGGCCCUAUCGGCGCUCCUAAUCAUUUCGUUCGUCGUAAUUUACCUGACGCCAACCGCGGAAACUUUGGACCACUCACCGUCGUCCGUGCGACAACAGGCGUCGUCCGGGCCGGAGUCGAGGUCGUCCUCCUCCGCGGCCGUUGGCAUCGUGCCGCGUGGAGCGUCUUGACCGCCGCCCUUGCCGCGACCGCAGUCCCUCUCGCUCACCAUCCUGCGCUCACGGGCGGCCUCCUUGCCUCGAGCGUCGGGCUCACUCUCCUCCUCGCGCUCUGGGGUGCAUUCCUCGCCGCCCACCGCGCCGUGUCUGCAGCGAUCCGCCAGCGCGCUCGCGACGCGAUGCGCGCCUCACUCAGCGCCAUCGCGCGGGACAUUGAUGCGCUGGCUCUCGACGUCCUCCUCGCCCAGCUUGCGCGCUUCACAGCCGUCCUGGAAAGCAUGGAGGCGGACGAGCGCCGCCUCUUCGGGCCUGAAGAGGCCGCGGUGCGCGCGCUUCAUACGCUGAGCGUACACACUCAGACUGUUGCCAAGCAGUUGAGAGCGGCGUGCGCUGCCCUCGCGGCAGGCAAGGAGGUUACGGAUGCAGAGAGCAUAGCCAUAGCCGCGUUCGAUGCGGGCAUGGCCACAGCACGCGAGUUUGCUCAACUCCGCUGCGCGCUCCGGAUCCCUGCAGACAUCGCGCACGCCGCACAGCUGGACCUCACGUACUGGCACGCAUGGCGCGUGCGCGACGCCGACGCAUGGUAUUGCGCCAAGGGGGUACUGGCGCACCGCACACUCGUGGACCCCACUGCCAAGCCGAGUGUGCAGAUGUUGCAGAGUAUGCUCGACCCGGUCGUGAACUGGCGUGCGGUGGAACAGGGUGGGAACGGGACGGGGGGUGGGGGCAGGGAUCGGUGGGCGCAGCUCCUCACAGUCGUCCUCGUCGUCGGGGUGUAUCGUGUCGUUGCACCUGUGCAGGUACUCCUUUAUAUCGACCACUCGUAUAGGCUCUGGAUCAACUUCGUGUUUUGCGUUGCCACCGUAUGCCUCUUGCAUGCUUUCGUGCAGCCGGCUCACUCGCCUGGUCCGCCUGGAUAUGCGGUUGCGUGGGUAGUCGUCCACGCUUUGCUUCUCCUCGCGCUGCUAGUGCUGCUUGUCUCCCUUACGAACGCACUCCUCGCCGCGGCCCACCUCCCCCUCCUUCGCUCCCUGGGUGCCCCGACAGGGCUGGGGGCCUACGCGCCAUUCGCACUCCCAGCUGCCUGGGGGUAUGCACAGAACGCCGCCCUCGUGCGGCUAGCGGACACGCUCCGCCCACCCUUCACCCCGCUCAAGGACACGGGCUCCGUGUUCUCGCUCAGGCGUCAGCUUGAGGGGCACUUUGCUCGACAGACGUGGCCGCUGUACCCCUCUGCUGGCGCGGUGCUCACCCUCCUCGGCCUUCGCGGCUUGAUUGUGGCGCCUCGCCUGAGAUUGUGGCUCACGACGGGCGCGGGCGCUGUCCUCGCUGUGGUGGGCAGUAUCGCUGUCGCCGCACGCGGCGACGUGGGCGGAGACAUUCUCGCCCACCUCCUCCCGUGGAUGCUGCCGAGCGUGUGUCUCUAUUUCCUCGCUGUGGCGGUGGUGGCGACGGCGAUCGACACGCACUGGGCGUACUGA
Cutaneotrichosporon oleaginosum is the source of this 3114-nucleotide messenger RNA. RefSeq lists its product as uncharacterized. NCBI's taxonomy places the organism in Eukaryota, Fungi, Basidiomycota, Tremellomycetes, Trichosporonales, Trichosporonaceae. The record is from RefSeq and is a predicted model, not a curated record.